This is a messenger RNA of Cuscuta europaea, 1219 nucleotides long. The record is from the annotation of a GenBank genome assembly. Lineage: Eukaryota; Viridiplantae; Streptophyta; Magnoliopsida; Solanales; Convolvulaceae.
AUUCUACGCAAUAUUGCACCAUGGGCGGCGGUCAACUACCACGUGUAAAGGCGGUGACAGCUGGCGCGCUUUUCCUGCCCUUUUAACAUUAUUUUUCGCUUCCCCUCCGUCUGAAAAGAGUUCCAUUUCCAGACCUGUUCCCUGUUUUCUGAUAGUAAUAUCUGGUGGAGAUGGAACCUCUGGUUGAAUCGGAGGAGAAGGCUCGAGAAGGAACCGGCGUUCAUGGAGAACAAAUGAAUAUCGACAAACACGGUGCUAGUUCAUCCAUUGAGGGAUCCCAAACAACAAAACCGGGAAAAAACGAAUGGACGAAUGAGAAACAUAGCAUGUAUCUCAGUUCUAUGGAGACGUCUUUUGUUAAUCAGCUAUAUGAUUCCUUGGAGUCAUUCGGUUGGCACUCUCGGAAUAAAUGCUCGUCAGAUCAUAAAAUCUCCAAGCAAAAGCAUUCCACUUCUGGACAGUUUAAAAUCUUUCAAGAUGGAAAUUGGACCAAAAUUGAUGUCAGUAGAGGUGAACCAAUGUCUCCUAGAUUGAAUAGAAGAGAAGGAACUGGUCUGUUCUUGGCAAGCCCUUGGAUCAAACACUAUAGACUGGUCAGACAUCAUGUUGGAACAUCUUCAAACACUCAAGAAGAGAUUCAUGUGCCUGUUGGAAUGAUGAGUUGCAACCAUGAGGCUCAGUUUGAUUUGCACCAGGAGUCAAAUGAUAGCAUUACAGAGGUCACAGAUCAAAACUUUGUUGAUGACGAUCUUGAAACCUCCUCCAAAACGUCUCUGAGAAUGAAAAGCAUGGAAGGGAGGUAAACCAUGUUGGUUUCUGAUUCAAGCAAUGACAAAGUAAGGCAUUGGGCUGUUUGCUUGUGCAAUUUGCUGCUUUGAAUUCUUAUGUUCGGAUAACCAUGUCGAAAGACAAUAUUGACCACUGGGUUUGGAUUGACCACUCAGGUAGUAUUCUAACCCAAGAGGAGAAGCCAUUCUUGCAUUCAUCUUCGUCAUGGUUUUUUUACAUAAGCGGGUCAAGCUGCCUGCAGAUUAACAACCGGAGGAUUCUUCCAACAACAUCAUUUGAUUGUAUGUUAACAUGCAUUAGCUCUUUGCGUCAUUUUAUGUAACCAUUAAAACCCAUGUAUGUUCUGUGACUGACGAUGAUAAUUGAUGAAAUAUUAUUGGAUGAAUGAGGAUGUUGUACAGUUUUUCACCAACCUCAUUCAGACUUUGUU